GGAGAAGCUCCUGCCACGUCGCUCUGUCAGAAGCCAUGGCCAUCACUUGUGUUUAUUUAUCAAAACUUCCUACUCAACUGUCCAUUUGCCGUUUGGCUGCCAAGAAAAUCUCUGAAUUUUCCACGGGGAAAGUUCAAUAUCCAGAAGAAGGCGAAAGGGAUAACAUGGGAGAAGCAGAGUGUAAGGACAAAGAAGCACAUGAACCCAAUCCAACGAACGUGAAGCGUGCAUCUGAUCAUAUAAUGCCUCACCUUCUUAACUUAUACGGUUCUCGUCCCACAUCGCGCGACUUUGAAAUAUACGAUACGGAUGCUUCUUUUGAAGACCCUCUCAUGUGUGCCCGUGGAGUGAAGCAGAUCAAAUCAGCAUUUUAUUCUCUUUCUAAGGUUUUUAGUGAAUCAAGAAUUGUUGAAUAUAGUGUUACGGAGAAUACAAUUUCAGCUGGAAAGCAAGAGAUCUUAAUUGACAACAAACAACAAUACAAGUUCUUGGGAAGAAACAUCGACAUGAUUUCUCUGAUCAGGCUGUAUGUUGAGGAUGGCAAAGUUGUUCGUCACGAAGAUUGGUGGGACAAGAAGCCUCUUCGGAAUAGAGAAACAGUUAAGAUUCCAUUGGUUGGUCGAAUGAUGGAACUGACUCGCAGGGGUUCCAUGCUUGCAACUCAUGCUUUAAUGGGGUUUGGGAAGGAUCCUACCGGAUAAUAUCACGGUCGACAAUGGAAAGAAAUGUCAUACACGCUACGGUUCGAGUGCGUGCAUGUCCGUUUCAGUGUCAUACUCCUUAGUUUAUAGAAAGAGGAUAGCAUUUUCAGUGGCGGUUUGAAUGAAUACAAAUAAGCACGCUUGAGCUCCAUUUGAACACCA
Hibiscus syriacus is the source of this 863-nucleotide messenger RNA. RefSeq lists its product as uncharacterized. The coding region runs from base 36 to 701 and encodes 221 amino acids. NCBI's taxonomy places the organism in Eukaryota, Viridiplantae, Streptophyta, Magnoliopsida, Malvales, Malvaceae. The record is from RefSeq and is a predicted model, not a curated record. The transcript has 7 exons.